This is a messenger RNA of Gadus chalcogrammus (walleye pollock), 312 nucleotides long. RefSeq names its product histone H4. Gene Ontology annotation, molecular function: protein heterodimerization activity; DNA binding; structural constituent of chromatin. Gene Ontology annotation, cellular component: nucleosome. The coding region runs from base 1 to 312 and encodes 103 amino acids. Lineage: Eukaryota; Metazoa; Chordata; Actinopteri; Gadiformes; Gadidae. Gene Ontology annotation, biological process: nucleosome assembly. The record is from RefSeq and is a predicted model, not a curated record. The transcript has a single exon.
AUGUCUGGUCGAGGAAAAGGAGGAAAAGGACUCGGGAAAGGAGGCGCCAAGCGUCACCGUAAAGUUCUCCGUGAUAACAUCCAGGGCAUCACCAAGCCCGCUAUCCGCCGUCUUGCCCGUCGUGGCGGUGUGAAGCGUAUCUCCGGUCUGAUCUACGAGGAGACCCGCGGUGUCCUCAAGGUGUUCCUGGAGAACGUGAUCCGUGAUGCCGUCACCUACACCGAGCACGCUAAGAGGAAGACCGUCACCGCCAUGGAUGUUGUCUACGCUCUGAAGAGGCAGGGGCGCACCCUGUACGGCUUCGGCGGUUAA